CAGUCAAAGAUAGGCCUGCUAGCAUAUGCCGACGAUAUUGCCAUCUUAGGAGACAAUAUCGAAAUAGUAAAAAUACAUUGUAAAAAACUGAUGGAUGCGGCGAAUAAAGUUGGUCUCAGAAUAAAUGAUAAAAAGACAGAAUAUAUGAAACUAAACAGAAAAGACAGGAGGUAUUGCCACGGGGAGAGUAUGAAUGUAGAUGGACAUAUAUUCCAAAGACUUCCACAAUUUAAAUACUUAGGUGUACUCUUAACUCAGGACAAUGAGUUAAAAAUAGAGAUUUCCAAAAGAAUGCAACUGGCCAAUAACUGCUAUUUUGGUGUGGGAACCCUGCUAAAAUCUAGAUCAAUAUCUUUGAACUUAAAAAUAAAAAAUAUACAUGACAUUAAUACGGCCUGUCGUUCUAUAUGGGUCAGAAACAUGGGCACCAAGAAAAAUAGAGGAAAUAAAACUAGACACAUUUGAAAGAAAAAUUUUAAGACGUAUAAUAUACGGACCUUGUUUCGACUCAAGAACCCAAGAGUGGAGAAUUCGAACUAAUGAAGAACUACAGAAUUUGUUUCAGAGACCAUGUAUUUCAAACGAAAUCAAAAAAAGCCUGGAGGAAAAAAGACACUAUGAUUAACACAGUAAUCAGGGAAGAACCGAAAUGAAAGAGACCACUAGGUAGACCACGCCUAAGAUUGUGUGAGGAAAGAUGUUAAAGAGGUUGACCCAGGUGCAAACUGGAGAGAAAUAGCAGAAAAUAGAAUAAAUUGGAGGGAAAUUUGUUUUGCGGGAUGGUCUUAAAGGCCGGAAAACCCCCCCAAAAAAAAAAAAAAAUUAGUCACCCAGAAGAUGCUACUAAUUAUACUUUUCUACAAGCUGUUGAGAGAAUGAAAAAAAUUCGGAAGUCUAUUUUUCCACCUACACCUAAAAACUUGAACCACUUGAAUAAUUUGUUACUAUUAGAAAAUAAUAGACAUUUUACAAUGACAUUUCAAACUCCGGAAAGUUUAUUCUAUCAAGGACCACUGACGGUUAAUGGCACAAUUGUCGGUGUAUUGUUUUGUAAUAUUAAAUAUAUUGAAAACAAAAAAAUGAAUUAAAAAAUGUAAGUUGAUAAAUUAAGAAUGGUUUUAAUGUAUUUAUAUGAUGUAUUCAGUGUAAUUAACUUUCUUGUUUUUUUUUGCAAUGUCUAGUUUAAAUCUUUGUCUUGAAUUCUCCAAUUCCUUCUUAAGUUGGCUUUCAAUUAUUUCUCUUUGUAUUUCUAAUUUUCCUUGUUGAAUUCAAAGUGAAAAUACUUAGCUAUAGUUAUCAACAAACCAAUAUAAAUAAAAUGUAAGCCGG
Acyrthosiphon pisum (pea aphid) is the source of this 1329-nucleotide messenger RNA. RefSeq lists its product as uncharacterized. The record is from RefSeq and is a predicted model, not a curated record. Bases 780 to 1088 code for a protein of 102 amino acids. NCBI's taxonomy places the organism in Eukaryota, Metazoa, Arthropoda, Insecta, Hemiptera, Aphididae. The transcript is spliced from 2 exons.